AAAUAUUUUUUAUCUGUGGAGUAGUACUUGACGCAUCGUGGGACGCUUUUAUUCGCGCUGUAUAAUUUAUUUUUCAUAUUUGUUUCCUAGAAUUUAUAAUGUCGGGCAUAGCCAGCGCACGUUUAGCCGAAGAGAGAAAAGCUUGGCGCAAGGACCAUCCCUUUGGCUUCGUUGCGAGACCGAUGAAAAAUCCUGAUGGUUCUUUAAAUCUUAUGACUUGGGAAUGUGCAAUUCCUGGUAAAAAAGGGACACCAUGGGAAGGUGGAUUGUAUAAAUUGCGUAUGAUUUUUAAAGAUGAUUAUCCAUCAAGUCCACCAAAAUGCAAAUUUGAACCACCACUGUUUCAUCCCAAUGUGUACCCUUCAGGCACAGUUUGUUUGUCACUUCUUGAUGAAGAAAAGGAUUGGCGUCCAGCAAUAACAAUAAAACAAAUCCUUCUUGGAAUUCAAGAUCUGCUUAAUGAACCCAAUGUAAAGGACCCCGCUCAGGCAGAAGCUUACACAAUCUAUUGUCAAAAUCGACUAGAGUAUGACAAGAGAGUUAGAGCACAGGCCCGCGCUAUGGCUGCUACGGAGUGAAGAAAACACAUUCCUUACAGCAGUGGUUUGGAGAGACCAUCUAGGUAGCAGGAACCUAGUAACAUUCCUGUAUAUCAUAGAAAUGCAGUCUCAUUGGCAAGUUUAAUUAUAUACAAGAAUAAAAAAUUCAAUUGUCUGCUACAAAGCUGG
Molecule: messenger RNA, 728 nt
Organism: Vanessa atalanta (red admiral)
Lineage: Eukaryota; Metazoa; Arthropoda; Insecta; Lepidoptera; Nymphalidae
Gene: lwr
Product: SUMO-conjugating enzyme UBC9-A
Exons: 5
Coding region: 99-578 (159 amino acids)
Biological process (GO): protein sumoylation
Cellular component (GO): nucleus
Molecular function (GO): SUMO conjugating enzyme activity
Source: RefSeq, a predicted model, not a curated record